CCUGCCUUGUCGUGGAUCUUUCCGGUCCGUGUCAUCGAUGUCAUCGGACGCCGCGGCAUCGCCGGCCCUCAUCAUAUGUCAUUUUCGUUCGAUAGGUGGUCGAGAGGGCGCGUUCCCGGUGUGCCCUCUGUUGCUGGAGCUGCAGCUGCUGUGCCACGGGAGAGAUGACGUCCAGUUCAAACCAAUGCCGUUCAUGGAGGCAGGUGUGUGCAGAGCCUCGCAGCAGGGGCCACAGACGAAUGCUGUGAGGACUGUGCCUUGAACCUUCUGUGCUGCUGUCUUGUCUGAUCAGGCGGCUAUGCAUUGCCCUUCGGCAUCAGUCGGGAGGCCGUCAUCUCCGCCUCGUCCCUCUACGGUCAGCCGGCGACAUUAGCUCAUUGUCAGACAAUGGAUGCCUGGGCCCGGCCCGGGUGUGUGUAUGUGUGUGCAGAGCAUGUGCAGGAGAUGAUGUCCGCCAGUCCGUCAGCCAAGAAGGAUGACGGCCUUGCCAUCGAGAAGAGCGAUGACGUGGCCUUCUCGGUCAUGGUGGAUGAGAUUGAUUGCAUCAUCCACCACCUCAUAUGGGUGGACGCCGACAUUUUCUCGUCCUUCACCGCCCCCCUGCUGCUCAAGUCCAUGCCCUUGCCCCUCUCGUGGUGGUCUGUGGCACACGCACGGCUGGCGGCGUCGAUGCAGGGUGGGGGAGGGGUGGUGGCCGACGAGCUGCACGACAUCCUCAUCGCUCUCGAGAGGCGGCUGAGGGCGCCUGUGGGACGGCAGCUGGAGGCGAGGGUCUUCUCACGGCUGGCCAUCCUGUUCUCGCUGCCGUUCCCCUCGUCGAGCCCCGUGCCGGCCGUGUUGCGGUCCAAGCACGGCCUGGUGCAGUUCUGCGACUCGGUGCUCAAGAGGCAGCCGGCCCUGUGGCCCAACCGGGCGACUUUCCUGCGGGGCGCAAUGCCCCCGCGGGAGAGCAGGAAGGGCAAGGAGGGGCAGGAGGGGGGCGGUGAGGGUCAGGACAAGGACGAGAGCAGGGCCAACAUGCGGCGGCGGUGGUUCUACUUCGGUGCCGCGGUCUUCUCGCUGGCCGCUUACAUCAUGUCGGGACAGAGCUCUGUCAUACACCUUUCACACGUACGUGCAUGAACAGACCAGACACUCACCGACACAUGCGAGAUCUCAUUCAUUGUUAUGUGAGAGCGUGUGUGUGUGUGUGUGUGUGUGUUCAGUCGGGCUCCCAUCACCAUCAUCACCACCAUCAGGAGGCUCAUCCCACCCCGCCUGGUCAGGGUCCUGGGGUGCCGCCACACCCACACCCCCCGCCGCACCAGCCCAACAACAACGGGUCAGUCAGCAGCUUAUGAGGUGUUUGUAUCUCCGUGGCUGGACCUUGCAGUGACGUGUUUCAAUUUCUUGUGUGUGCAGGGCGCAUCUGGACGAGAGUGAUGAGGGCGACGUGUGAAUGAAUGCCGAGAGAGAAGACACCUAGACAGACAGGCGGCCUGCCGUGAGUGUGUUCAUCAGGUGCAUGAUUGAUGAGUGACAUAUUAGACGAUCCGUUUCUAGUGUUCCUGUCCAUUCGCACGUCCCACUCGAGCAAGCGGACACUUGACAAAAC
Messenger RNA from Vitrella brassicaformis, 1594 nucleotides. Lineage: Eukaryota; Vitrellaceae. The record is from the annotation of a GenBank genome assembly.